This is a messenger RNA of Eupeodes corollae, 6321 nucleotides long. It is a transcript of the gene mei-P26, whose product is annotated as brain tumor protein. Gene Ontology annotation, cellular component: chromatin; nucleoplasm. The record is from RefSeq and is a predicted model, not a curated record. Gene Ontology annotation, biological process: positive regulation of DNA-templated transcription. Gene Ontology annotation, molecular function: ubiquitin-protein transferase activity; zinc ion binding; protein binding. Lineage: Eukaryota; Metazoa; Arthropoda; Insecta; Diptera; Syrphidae. Bases 1483 to 4320 code for a protein of 945 amino acids. The transcript has 8 exons.
UGCUGGGAUCUCUCUGUCGGUCGACGAGCUACGACGACGACGAGUGUACACUGUACAGUAGUAGUUAGGGUAGAAGGGAGGCCUCCCUCAUCUGCAUUGCGCACAUUUUCUGCUUUUUGCUGCUGUGCUGCUACUGACAUGAGUUGAGUAGGUAGUAAGUAGGAGAAUCAUGCCAACAGCCAACGAAUUUGCAAAAAAAUUAUUAAGUACACAUCUGAUCCGGAGGAGACAACUCGUGUGUUGGUUUUUCGCUAGUUCGACUCGGUCUCGGUUUCGUUCUCGUUCUCGGUCUCGUUCUCGGUUUGAUUUGCUGCCCUUGUGUCUUAAUUUACUCUCUGCUUAUUGUAAAUUAUUGUAGGUAUUUACAACUUAUACCUACCUAUCUAUAGACAACAAAAAAAACGCGCCCCUAGCGCAAAAGAUGAAACACGUACCAAGUCCAAAUUACAUUCUAUAAGUAAUUCUGCUUUGGGUGAGACUGUUGAAUAAAUCCAAGUAAAACAACAACAACAACUAAAAAACAACCACAUCGUUCAACCAAGAAAUUAAAAGGGAAUCCGCUGCAAUCUUGACAAACAAAAUAAAAAUUUUCAAAAAACAAAAUCUUUAUUGAAAAAAAGAAGAAGAAAAAGAAGAGAAAAGAAGGAGUAGUAGUUACACUAAAAACAAGCAACAAAGAAUUCAAACGUGAUCACUUAAUUAAAAUCUUAAAAAAACCAAAAAACAAAUUAUUACAACCAUAACGAAUAAAACUACAAUAAUUAAUCGGUAACAACAAUAAUAAUUAAUAUCGUAUCUCCAUUAAUAUUUUAAACUUAAAAUAAAAGAACUAACUAGAAGAAAGCAAAAGAUACAAAAAAAAAAACAAAUCUCAUUUUAAACUAAAAAACAAAAACGAUUUUAAAGCAAAACAAAAAACGUUUUUAUUAAAAAAAAACAAACAAAAAUUGUGUUCGUUUUUAUCAACAAAAAAAAAAAACCAGUAUAAUUGAAUUUAUUUUAUUUAUUUUAUCUUAGUGUUAAUAUAUUUCUCUUUUAUUGUUUUUUUUUUAAACUUUGCAUAAUUGUGUAAAAUUGAUUUUCUUGUUCUUUUUUAAUUAUUUUAAUUAAAUAAUUUUUUGUCGUGUGUUUUUGGAACUCUUGACAAAAAGUAUAAAUCUGCCAUUUUUGCGGUCUAUUCAAGUUUUAUGAGAUUCUUAAAAUAAAACAAUAUAAAAAUAAGUAAAUUUCCCUCCACAUGAGUGUCUAAGUGUUGAUAUUAAAUUAAAGAAUUAUUUAAAAACAAAAAAAACCAGUGAUAAUUGCGAUAAAUCGAAUUCUAAGACAAAUCCUAAUCUAAGGCUGUUCCUCUGUGUACGAAGAAAAGCCACUUGUACGGGAAAAUCUUUUUAAACAUAUAAAACAAAACAAAAAAUUAUAAUAAACUUUACGAUUUAAUUUAAUUGUUAUAUUUGAAUAUUUCCGUAAAGUUGUAUUCAACUUAUGGCAUCAACCGACGAAAUUUCCAACGGUAUUUUUGGUACUUUUGACAAUAACAAAAUAAUAGAAACGGAAACUGCUGCUCAACUAUUGGACGAGGCUGUUGAUAAUUUGACUCUUCAAACGGCAACGGCCAUGUUUAGUGAGGUGUUUGAAAGCAAUAGCAAGGGGGACGAAUUGGAGUCGUCCCCAUUGGAAGAUGCUUGUGCGUUCCCUGAUGGAAUGGAAAAGAAUUGCAAGAUUUGCUCGCUAAGAUUGGUCUCGCCGAGAGUCCUGUCAUGUCUUCAUGUGUUUUGUGAAGGAUGUUUGGCUAAGAUUUUGUUGGAUGAGAACGGUUCAGGUGAUCCACCGCUCAAGAAUUCUAUUGAGUGUCCAACUUGCAAGCAAGUUACUCCGGUUGGACCUAAGGGUGUAGAAUCCUUGACAUGCGAUUACAUUCUGACUAAUAUCUUGGAUUUAUCCUCCAUCGAAUCUGAGAUGUUGUCGUGCACUUCGUGCAAGAGUAAGGAGAAGGCAAUUUCCCGCUGUAAUGACUGUGCAAACUUCUUGUGCGGCGGCUGCGACAACGCUCACAAAUACAUGCGUUGUUUUGAGAAUCACGAAGUAGUCAAGUUGGAGGACUUGCAAAAGACCACCGAAAAAGUGACUAUCCAUAAGCCAUUGUUCUGCAAUGUCCACACUAGUGAGAAUCUAAAAUACUAUUGUCACAACUGCCAAAUACCAUUGUGCAAUGAUUGCUUGAUAGCCGAUCACAAAAGCUCCGAACAUCACUACGAGAUGAUUGGUCACGCCGAGAAGGAAGUUCGUCUGCACAUAGAAGAGUUGAUGAAAGAGGCUAAAUCCAAAGUUCAGUAUUGCGAUUCGGCGGCAUCCAAGUUGUCUAGUGAUCUAACUGAGUUGCAAUCGCAACACGACACAGCCAGGGAUUUGAUUGAAGAGUCCUUCCAGAGUUUCAAGGCUGUCCUUGAAAAGUGUCGCGAUCAGUCUCUGAAGGAAUUGGGAAAGUUGCACUCUGAACGCGAAUUGAAGAUCAUGGACUUGUUGCAGAAUAUUGAAAAUACUAUGGGAAAAAUCGAUGGUGUUUGCACAUUUACGAAGCGUGUUCUCGAAAAAGCCAACGCUGCCGAGUUCCUCAGCAUGAAGAAGCUAAUAGCCAAACAAUUUAUUAAUUUGAUCAACAAUACGCCAAAGUGUGAUGUCAAUUAUUCGCUUGAGUUUGACACCAAGUUUGAUAAAUUCGAGCAGCUGGCCCAUGAUACGUUUGGCAAAUUUCGCACUGAAUCGACUCCACCAAGCCCAAAAGAGAGCACACCACCACCAACCCUUCCUGGUAUGCCUCCAUCCUUGAUGACUCGUAAUAUUAUGACAAACAACUCGCAGAAUGCAUUGGCUAGCUCCGUCACAGCUAGUAGUCCAAUUUCUCUACCAACAUCAAUGCAGUCGUCGUUCGAUGGAGAUUUAUCAGUUCUUGGAAAUGGUUUUAUGAUGCCUAGUGUAUUGUCGCCUGAUUCGCCACCACAACAUCCUAUGGGCGGAGGUGGUCCUCUCUCUUCCAAUGGCAAUGUUGGACCUCCACCAGUUGUUGGCGUGGGCAAUGGUGGUCCACCACCAGCUUCGAUCAGUAUGCUUGAAUAUAAUUUGCAACGUUUGGCUAAUUUGGCUGAAAAUACCCCCGAUGGGUUGUCUGAUGCUAUGGUGGCUGCUGGAAAUCCAUCACAGGGACAACAAACCCAAUCUAUUACAUUGGCUGACAUUCUUUCUGGGGAUCAGAGGGCAUUCAAUAAUCUUCAGGCACUUGCUAAACUUGGAUUAAAUGGCAAUGAUUUUCACACAGACAUGACAUCUAAUCAACUUUUACCGAGUGGACCUUCACCAGGCAUUGAUUGUUUAUUGCCAGAUUUUUGCCUACCACCGGCCACAUCGCCAAGUCUAUCAACACUUGCUCCACUCUCUGAUGACAUGAGCAUUACAAAUUUCCAUGGAGGCAUUAAUGUGACUGGUCGCAAUAAGGCUACUCCAAUGCAGAUUCGUUCCAAAUUCGGAUCAUUGGGUACUGCUAAAGGACAAUUUAAUUCACCUCAUGGCUUUUGCUUGGGCGUAGAUGAAGAAAUUAUAGUUGCAGACACAAACAAUCAUCGAAUUGAGGUUUUUGAAAAGAAUGGACAGUUGAAGUUCCAUUUCGGUGUGCCUGGUAAAGAUGAGGGACAAUUGUGGUAUCCCCGAAAGGUAGCUGUUAUGAAUACCAAUGGAAAGUUUGUUGUUUGUGAUCGUGGAAAUGAACGAUCUCGUAUGCAGAUAUUCUCGAAGUGUGGACACUUUAUGCGAAAAAUUGCCAUAAGAUACAUCGAUAUUGUUGCUGGAUUGGCUGUGACAUCAAAGGGACAUAUUGUUGCUGUGGAUAGUGUUUCCCCAACUGUUUUUGUUAUUUCUGAAGAAGGAGAAUUGGUGCGCUGGUUUGAUUGCAGCGAUUAUAUGAGAGAACCUUCCGACAUAGCAAUAAGAGACAACGAUUUUUAUGUAUGUGAUUUCAAAGGACACUGUGUUGCUGUAUUUAAGGAAGAUGGAGUCUUCCAAUAUCGCAUUGGAAACGAAAAAGUAACUUGUUUCCCUAAUGGAAUUGAUAUAUCAAACGCAGGCGAUAUUUUAAUUGGAGAUUCGCACGGAAAUCGCUUCCAUGUUGCUUGCUAUUCACGAGAAGGUAUUUUACAAUCAGAAUUCGAGUGCCCACAUGUAAAGGUUUCUCGAUGCUGUGGUCUUAAAAUAACAUCCGAGGGCUAUGUUGUUACACUAGCCAAAAAUAAUCAUCAUGUUUUAGUGCUUAAUACUCUUUAUGUUCACUGAUUGAAAUCAAAAAGUCAAUUAGCGAACUUAAACUUCAAGCCAAAUCGUUAAAUUUAUCAUACAAAAAUUAACUAAAACAACAACAAAAUGAAAAAGAAAACGCUUUAAACAAAAACAAAAAUAACAAAAAAAAAUACUACAAAAACAAACCUAACUUCUUCAAAAACAUGCAACAUGCGUCGUGAUCCCUGAUGAAAUAUAUAACAAAAAUAGAAACAAAAACAAAAGAACACAGUAACAAACGUAUCAAGAAAUGCAAAAAGAAACAAAUAUUUUUUUGAUCUCCUUAAUUUUUUUUUAAAUAUUUACAAAUGAACACAAUAAUAUGGAAAAGCAAAGAAAAUAUCAUUUUUUCUUUUUCUCUUUUAUAAAAAAAAAGAAUAACUUUGAAGCUAACGAACUUGAUAUAUUAUUAUACAUUAGUAAAAAAAAACAUACCAUUUAUAAAAUGUUAAAUAUUUUAUUAUAUUCCUUUUCCGUUUUAAUAAGGCUGGUAAUCCAAGACAUUAUUUAUGCGUUACUAUUUUAAUUAUUUGACUUUAUUUUUUUUUUAAAUAAUAAUUAACCGUACGCAUAUUUUUUCAAUACAUUUAUUUUUUUAGUCAGUUUCUGUGUAUUUAAUUUUUUUUUUAUAUAUUACAAAAUGUACAAAUGUUUUUUUUACCUAUAUAAAAAAAUCAUAUAAAAAAAAAAAACAAAAAAAAAACAAUUUCUGUUAAAGAGCAUUUCUGAUAAAACCGGAAAAAUUGAGAUGAAACAAAGCAAAAAAAAGCAUACCUUCAAGUCAUUUUUUUUUUCAAUUUAUUUUAACAGACAAUUUAACAACUCUAGUUAUAUAAUUAAUUAAAUAUUUUAUUCAUUUUAAUAUUUAAGUAUUUUUUUUUUAAUUAUUUGUUCAUUGUUCACUAACAUUUCUUUUUUGUUAUUAACUUUAGUCAUAAUGUAUUUUAAUUGUACCAAUUCCACGCGCUUUUAUUCUAUAAGUUGUGUUUUGUCAAACAAAACUAAUUUUAGUCGAUAUUUUACUUUAUUUUUUUUUCAAUGUUAGCUGCUAAACAAAAAUAAAUAAAACAGCAAACAAAAACAAUGAGAUAUUAUGAAACAAAAAAAAACAAAAACGAAGAAAAGAAAAAACAAAAAACAACAGCGAAGAAAAUUUAUAUGAAAUUCAAUAUUUUUUUCUUUCAAAACAUUGUGUAUUUACAAAACAUAUUUUUCUUUCUUCAAUAUUAUAAAAAAGUAUUUUUGUUUAUUAUAUUUUUUUUUAAAUAAUUCUUUUACUUGUUGUUUUUUUUUUUAAUUUUAUUUACUAUUUAUGCGUUAGAAUCUUCAUAUUAUAUAUGUAUACAAUUUAUAAUUGUUAACUGUUCCACCUUUUUUAUUAUUAUUAUUAUUAGUAACGUAUUUACAAAUGAAAAAUUGAUUUAUAAAAAAAAAAUAAAAGAAACAAAAAAAUAAAUUUUUAUUAUUUUUUGUACUUUAUUUUGAUCAAAAAGUAAUAAACCUAGUGAUAGAAGAUUUUACUGAUAAGAGUUUUUUUUUAAUAAUUUUAUUUUAAACUGUUGUAUCUUAGUUUGAUUUUUAGCUAAGUUAUUUUUUAUUUUAUUUUUUAAAUAAACAUAAAUGGGCGUGUUAAAAGCAGACUGAUUUUUUGAUAAACAAAGAAAAAUAAAUAAAUAAAAAUAAAAUAAAAACAAAUAUGUAAACAAGGGUAUUGAAAGUGAAUUGAUGAAUAGAAGUGUGAAAGAAAGAAUUUAAGGUGGCCCAGAUGAGAUUCAUGUACUUUAAUUGUGAUUUGUGCUUAUAUAAGUUGAUUAGAAAUUAAAAUUGAAUAGUGUUUUUACCACCAAAGAAUGAAACAAACAAAAAAUUAGUAACAAAAAUAAAAGUUUCCUUUUAAAAUUAAAAUGUAUUUGUGUGUAUGUUUGUACAUGCAAAAUAUUUAUGUCUGGGCUGCCUUUAAUUUUAAGAUAUACUGAGUAUUUAAAAAAAAAACAAAAA